This is a messenger RNA of Manihot esculenta (cassava), 3918 nucleotides long. Its product is annotated as topless-related protein 1. The coding region runs from base 178 to 3555 and encodes 1125 amino acids. NCBI's taxonomy places the organism in Eukaryota, Viridiplantae, Streptophyta, Magnoliopsida, Malpighiales, Euphorbiaceae. The transcript has 25 exons. Gene Ontology annotation, molecular function: protein binding. The record is from RefSeq and is a predicted model, not a curated record. Gene Ontology annotation, biological process: regulation of DNA-templated transcription.
CGCCGCCUCCAUUAUAUAAAUUUCGUUUCGCUCUAAAGCGCCUUAAAAACUGAAGCGGAAGCAUCUUCCAGGAAAGAGCGAGAGUUUUCAGAGAGAUUAGCACAGAGAGAGAGUGAAAAUUGAAGGAUUGCUCUGUUUCUGCAACUCUGUUUGUAGAGAUAAGGACAGGCAGCUGCAAUGACAUCUUCUCUCAGUAGAGACCUCAUCUUCCUAAUUUUACAGUUUCUUGAUGAAGAAAAGUUGAAGGAAACUGUGCACAAGCUUGAGCAAGAAUCAGGAUUGUUUUUCAAUGUAAAGUACUUUGAGGAGCUUGUCUUGAAUGGCAACUGGGAUGAGGUUGAGAAGUAUCUGUCUGGGUUUACCAGAGUGGAUGACAAUCGCUACUCCAUGAAGAUUUUUUUCGAAAUCCGCAAGCAAAAGUAUCUCGAGGCACUGGAUAAGCUUGACCGGGCCAAGGCUGUAGAUAUUCUGGCAAAGGAUUUAAAGGUGUUCUCAUCUUUCAAUGAGAACUUGUUUAAGGAAAUUACUCAGCUCCUCACAUUGGACAAUUUCCGGGAAAAUGAUCAACUCUCCAGUUAUAGGGACACAAAGACAGCAAGAGCAAUUAUGUUGAUUGAGAUCAAGAAGCUUGUCGAGGCCAAUCCCCUUUUCCGUGAUAAAUUGCAACUUCCUUACAUAAAAGGCUCAAGGCUGCGGAUGCUUAUCAACCAAAGCUUGAAUUGGCAGCAUUCCCUUUGUGGAAAUUCAAGGCAAAAUCCUGAUAUAAGAACUCUCUUUGUGGACCACAAUUGUAAAAAUUCCAAUGAUGCAUAUGCCCAUUUUGCUGCAAGCAAUCAAUUCAUAGGUUCUGCUCCAAAAACUGAAGGUUUUCUUCCAAUGGUUGCAAAUGGGCCAUUCCAACCUACACCAGCACCAUUACCAGUGCAAACUCCUCUGACCACAUGGAUGUCUAAUCCCUCAACUGUAACUCAUCCAAUAGUUUCUAGAGGUGGCUUGAGUUUUGGCGGCCUGAACACAGGUAUAGCUGCAAUGCCAAAGGGUAUUGGAGAUUCUAAUGCUUCUAGACCAAGGAUAUCUGGAGUUCAAGACAAGUUAAUGUUACCAGGAAAUAAUCCUGGUCAAAAUCCUCAUGGCUUGGCUCUUAAUAUAAUUGAUGAAUUGCCCAAGACUGUGGCUUUUCUGCAGUUAAUGUUACCAGGAAAUAAUCCUGGUCAAAAUCCUCAUGGCUUGGCUCUUAAUAUAAUUGAUGAAUUGCCCAAGACUGUGGCGCGAAUACUAAAUCAGGGUUCUGCUCCCACAAGCAUGGACUUUCAUCCUAUUCAACAAACUCUACUUCUCGUUGGAACUGGCAUUGGAGAUAUUAGCUUGUGGGAAGUUAGUUCUAGGGAGAAGUUGGUCUCCAAAAAUUUUCAGGUAUGGGAUAUUGGAGCAAGUUCAAUGAUACUGAAGGCAUCUAUAAUCAAAGAUCCUUGUGUUGCUGUUAAACGCAUACUAUGGAGUCCUGAUGGUUCUUUAUUUGGAGUUGCAUAUUCCAAGCAUAUGCUGCAGUUAUACACCUAUUACGGUGGACAAGAUAUUAGGCAUCAUUUGGAGAUUGAUGCUCAUAUUGGAAGUGUAAAUGAUCUCGCAUUCUGCAACCCCAACAAGCAACUCUCUGUUAUUACUUGUGGUGAUGACAAGACCAUCAAGGUCUGGGAUGUGGUUACUGGUGCAAAACUACAUACAUUUGAAGGUCAUGAUGCUCCUGUACAUUCUAUAUGCCCUCAUACUAGGGACAAUGUUCAUUUUAUCUUUUCAACAUCAGUGGAUGGAAAAAUAAAGGCGUGGUUAUAUGAUUCAUUGGGAUCCAGGGUUGAUUAUGAUGCUCCUGGUCACUCAUGCACCACAAUGGCCUACAGUUCUGAUGGGAAAAGGCUAUUUUCCUGUGGGACAAGUAAAGAGGGAGAGUCACACAUGGUGGAAUGGAAUGAAAAUGAAGGUUCCAUAAGGAGAACAUAUCAAGGGUUUCACAAACGUUCUUUGACAGUUGUUCAAUUUGACACUAGCAAGAACAGGUUCAUGGCUGUUGGUGAUGAUUGCUCAAUCAAAUUUUGGGAUAUGGAUAAUCCCAAUAUCUUGAUAGCCAUUGAUGCUGAGGGAGGACUACCGGCUAGUCCGCGAAUCAGAUUCAACAAGGAAGGAACAUUGCUGGCAGUUUCUGCAAAUGAUAAUAGAAUCAAGAUCUUGGCAACUAUCGAUGGGCUACAUUUGAUGCGCACAUUUGAAGGUCAUUCUCUCAUUGCUUCUAGAAUUGGAGUAGCAUCUGAGAUUUUAAUAAAGAAUGGUGAUACUAGAAACUUGGAUGAUGUAAAACCAAGGUCGCUUGAAGAACCAAACCCGGCAAAGACAUGGAAGCUUGUUGAGAUCAAUGAUCCUUCCCGGCUUCGGAUGUUGAGGCUUUCUGCUCGUGUUAAACCAGACAAGAUUGCAAGGUUGAUCUACACAAAUUCAGGCUCUGCCAUCUUGGCUCUAGCACUGAAUGGAAUUCACCUACAUUGGAAGUGGAUUCAAACAGAUAAUUCAGUUGGGAAGGUGACAACCAAGGUUGCCCCUCAAUUGUUUCAACCAUCUUCGGGCAUGUUAAUGGCCAAUGAUAUAAAAUAUGCUAAACCUGAAGAGGCUGUGCCCUGCUUUGCUUUGUCUAAGAAUGAUUCCUACAUUAUGUCAGCAUCUGGAGGGAAAAUUUCCUUGUUCAACACUAUGACAUUUAAGACAAUGACAACAUUUAUGUCUCCGCCGCCAGCAGCAACAUAUCUUGCUUUCCACCCUCAAGAUAACAACAUAAUUGCAGUAGGCAUGGAUGAUUCCACUGUACACAUAUAUAAUGUUCGCGUGGAUGAGGUUAAGAGCAAGCUUAAGGGCCACUCUAAGAGAAUUACUGGCCUUGCCUUCUCUCAUGUGUUGAAUAUGCUUGUUUCAUCUGGGGCAGAUGCUCAGAUUAUUGUGUGGAACUCUGACAACUGGGAAAGACAAAAGAGUAUUUCAUUGCAAAUUCCAGCUGGGAAGACACCUGCAGCAAUGUCAAAUACCCAAGUUCAAUUUCAGCAGGACCAGAUCCACUUCCUUGUAGUACAUGAGACUCAGCUUGCCAUAUAUGAAACGACAAAGCUUCAAUGCAUAAAGCAGUGGACUGUUGGAGAAUUUUCAGCACCGAUCUCUCAUGCAACAUUCUCAUGUGAUAGCCAGCUAGUAUAUUGUAGCUUCUUGGAUGGAAUUCUGCGCAUAUAUAAUGCAUCCAACCUCGAAGUUCAGUGUCAAAUUAACCCUUGCUCCUAUUUUCAAUCAGAUGUUGUCAGUUCUACAGUAUACCCACUUGUGAUAGCUGCACAUCCCCAAGAACCUCACCAGUUUGCUAUAGGGCUAACAGAUGGCAGUGUCAUAGUCUUUGAGCCUCUUGAAUCUGAGGGUAAAUGGGGUUUGCACCCGAAUGUUGAGACUAGGCCAGCAUCUGCUAUCGGCAUUCCUCCUCCUAACCCUCCCAUCAUUGCGCUAGAUCAACCGCGGAGCUUGGAAUAAACUAACCAUUUUCUCUGUCUGCUUGUUUAAAUAUCAAGUUCUGUGUGUAUAUAAGUUAGGAUUAGUAUUUAAACUUAAUUAGCUGAAAAUAUGCGGUAAUACUAGCUGUUUUAGUAGUUCAAUGGUAUCAGAUAGUGACUACAUGGAGUUUGAGAACUUCUUUAAAUGGCUUAAUUUUACCCAGUAAUCUUAGCUUUCUCCAUUCCAGGAUUUCUUGGAGAAAGAUUUUGUUUUGUUAGCUACUUUUUGUUUCUUUUGGAAUUAUGUUGAGAAUUUAAGGAUUAAAGUAUUUAGCAGUGGCUGCCUGAAACAUUUGUAGAUGCAAUUCUAAGGGGUCUGGACAUGUUUUUUGUUUUUCCUGCC